This is a messenger RNA of Daphnia pulicaria, 3444 nucleotides long. Its product is annotated as cohesin subunit SA-1-like. Gene Ontology annotation, cellular component: cohesin complex; chromatin; nucleus. The record is from RefSeq and is a predicted model, not a curated record. Gene Ontology annotation, biological process: sister chromatid cohesion. Gene Ontology annotation, molecular function: chromatin binding. NCBI's taxonomy places the organism in Eukaryota, Metazoa, Arthropoda, Branchiopoda, Diplostraca, Daphniidae. The transcript is spliced from 13 exons. Bases 127 to 3222 code for a protein of 1031 amino acids.
UUUCGCUGUUUCAGGCACAGACGACGCCGUUUAUUUCUUUGACACGCGAAUGACGCGAGGUUAACUUUAGGGCUCCUCAACUUUUUCAAAAAUUACUGGCAGCUUCUGCAACUUUUCUGCAAGACAAUGUCCAGCUCUAAAAAGUCUCCUUUACCCACUCCAAGCCCUGCCCCUCGAAGGAAAAUUGCCGCUGUGAAGAAACCUCUUACUGUUGAAGACGAAAACACUUUAUUCUGUAUUAUUAGAAAUGGCAAAAGUUCUGUUCAGAAAACUGUAGAUGAAUGGAUUGAACAGUACAAAGCUGAUCGUGACUCAGGAUUGCGUGCCAUAAUGCAGUUCUUUAUUAGUGCUUCUGGAUGUAAAGGGAAAAUAACCUCUCAAAUGCAAAGUAGCAUGGAAUAUGCUGCUAUAAUCCAUCAUAUGACUGAAGAGUUUGAGGAAGAAAGUGAUGAGUACCCGAUAAUCAUGUCUGGUCCACAAUGGAAAAAAUUUCGAAGCAACUUCUGUGACUUCGUUGAGACACUUGUGAAGCAAUGCCAAUAUUCCAUCAUUUAUGAUCAGUACCUCAUGGAUAAUGUAAUUUCGCUACUUACUAGUCUUUCUGAUUCACAAGUAAGAGCGUUUCGUCAUACUGCUACACUAGCUGCUAUGAAAUUCAUGACGGCGUUGGUUGAAGUGGCUUUGACUGUAUCGAUUCAUCUUGAUAACACGUCUCGUCAGUAUGAAGCAGAGCGGCAGAAAACUAGUGAUGGACGAGCCAGUGAUCGUCUCGAAGCGUUGCUUGCCAAACACCAAGAACUUGAAAAAAACAUGGAUGAAAUUAAAGAAAUGUUGACUUACACCUUCAAGUCGAUUUUUGUCCAUCGUUACCGAGAUACUGUUACCGAUAUUCGAGCCAUUUGUAUGGCGGAAAUUGGCAUUUGGAUGAGGCGGUUCCCCCAAAAUUUCCUCGAUGACUCCUACCUCAAGUAUGUAGGGUGGACUUUGAAUGACAAAGUUGGCGAUGUUCGUUUAAAAUGUCUUCAAGCCCUCGAACCUCUUUAUGCUUCAGAACAACUCAAGGGAAAAUUGGAACUUUUCACCAGUAAAUUUAAGGAUCGUGUCGUUUCGAUGACACUAGACAUAGAUUGCGAUGUCGCAGUUCAAGCUGUUCGUUCUGUCAUCACUAUUCACAAAUACCAUCGAGAAGUAUUGUCAGAUAAAGAUUGCCAGGCUCUGUACAUGUUGGUCUUCUCUUCCCGUCGAGCCGUUGCGCAAGCUGCUGGUGAGUUUCUCAACGAGCGACUUUUAACACUCGAUGAGACUAGUCCUCCGGCUCUACGUACUCACCGUGGCAAAACGAGACUGCCCAGUACACCUCUCAUUCGUCAUUUGGUUGAUUUUUUCUUUGAAUCUGAGAUGCCUGAACACGGAGCAUAUUUGGUCGACUCCCUCAUUGAUUCAAAUGAAAUGAUGAAAGAUUGGGAGUGCAUGACGGAUUUGUUAAUGGAAGAUCCCGGACCAGGCGAAGAGUCUUUAGAUGAUGAGCAAGAAACAAGUUUGAUCGAACUGAUGACAUGUUGCAUCAAACAAGCCGCGACUGGAGAGUCACCCGUUGGGCGCAAACCUGCAAGAAAGGUUACCACCACGAAACAAAUCCAUCAAGUCCAAGAAGAUCGUGUUCGACUAACUGAACAUUUUAUACAAACCCUUCCUCUGUUACUCGGGAAAUUUAUUGCGGAUCCAGAAAAAGUUGCAAACCUUUUGUUGAUCCCUCAAUUCUUCAAUUUGGAAAUCUACACUACCUCACGUCAAGAAGAGAGCUUAGAAUCUUUAUUGCGUCUGAUGAAAACUGUUGUCGAGAGACGCACCGAAACAAAAGUGCUUGAAAACUGUGCCAAAACAUUGAUAGUUCUUUGUAGUGAAGAUCACGCCAUCUACUCUCGAUGUGACGUCAUAAGAAGUACUUUAUUCGAUUAUCUGGAUAGAAGAUUGCGUGAUGUUCUUAAAGAACCUGUAACCGCUGGUGACGAAGAUCAGGUGUUUGCCCUGGUAUCAAGUUUGGAAAAAGUUGCCAUCUUCAGUUCGUGUCACAAUCUUGGACCAUGGAAAUUGUGGGAUCCUCUAUUCAACGCUGUUCGAGAAGCUAACGACCCAAGCCGGUCUUUGCCACCUGAGGCCAUAAAACACUGCAUUUCAGCCUGCUAUUCUGCCAUUUUAUGGGAACUUCUACAGCUGGAAAACGGAUCUCGACGAGGAACGUCUGCCAGCCAACAACAAAAGCAACUGAGAGUUCAUUUGGAUGCCUACAUUCCGUUGAUGGCAGAGCUUGUCAUCACUUCUAAUUUUGCUCUCGUUAGAGAUCAGGCCUACAUGUCGGUGUGCGAUUUGCUAAUCGUUUUUUCCAACAAACUUAAAAGCAAUCCUCUUUCAGGACCGCUGGUCUAUGAGCCUGAUCGUGACCUUCAACAAACUCUAAACAAUUUCAUUCAGAAAUACGUGUUUGUUGAAGAGGAGGACGAAGAAAUCGACGAAGAAACUAAAGUUGAAGAAUUGCACAAACGCCGCGGCUACCUGUCUAACUUCUGCAAGCUGGUUGCUUACAACGUCUUGCCCAUACAAACUGCGGCAGAUGUUUUCCGACACUACGUGAAGUAUGACGAUUACGGUGACAUCAUUAAGAUGACGUUGGGAAGAGCCCGAGAAAUCAACAAAGUUAGCUGUGCCAGGACUAUGGUUCUUAGUCUCUCCAUGGUUUUUCGUGAUUUCAGUAGAGCUGCCGGAAGUCGUAUUGAUCGACAAUCAGAAGAGUUUUUGAGCGUCAAGGAAUUGGCCAAAAGAUUUGUGCUUUCUUUUGGACUGGACGCGGUAAAAAAUCGCGAAGCCAUCACCGCCCUCCAUAGAGAUGCCAUUAUUUUUGCCAUCAACCCACUCAAGAAUCCCAAUGAUCCAACUGGCCCUCCUCCUAAUUUGGCUUUUCUAGAAAUCGCCGCCGAGUUUACAAAAAAACUGCUGGAACAAGACAAAAAAACGGUUCUACAGUUUCUGGACCGAGUGCUGACAAUGGGAAGGCCUUCAUCUCGCGGCGAAGAAUGGCAACCUCUCAUCUUGUACCGCAAUUCUUUGGCUCCGCAGACGGCUCGGCGUGCCUACGGAAGGCCUCGACGCGAUGCAGGCGGGGACGACGGUGAAAUCGCUGAUGAUAACGACGAUGCCGGAUCAGAUCAAGAAAUGGCUGGAUAAUACGUAUUUCCUUUGGUUUUCUUUUGCAUAAUAAUGUUUACACUUCAUUGAUUUUACAGUUAUUAUCUCUCGUUAUUCGGAAAAAUUAAUGUUGCCGUUUCGUCAAGACGUUCUCCGACUUGAUUGUGUUUCCCUUUUGUCGGCAAGUCUUUUAUCAGUUCUAUGAUUGCUUUUGUUUCCCCCGCUUUUGUCUUCUUUUAAAUAACAUAGAAAAGUAACAAC